GAGACUUUUGGAAUGGGAGUUCAAAGAGGACAAGUCUCGGUAGCUUUCUUGUGGUGACAGAUGAGACAUGAGAUCGUCGGCCUCCAGGCUCUCGAGCUUCUCCUCCAGAGAUUCAUUAUGGAAUCGGAUCAUGCCGGACCAGAUCACUGUGUCGGAGUUUAUUUCUGAGACCACAGAGGAUUACAACUCUCCAACAACAUCCAGCUUUACUACCCGGCUGCAGAACUGCAGGAAUACCGUCACGCUGCUAGAAGAGGCAUUAGAUCAGGACAGAACGGCACUACAGAAAGUGAAAAAAUCUGUAAAAUCGAUAUAUAAUUCUGGGCAAGAACAUGUUCAAAAUGAAGAGAACUAUGCACAAGUACUAGAUAAAUUUGGAAGUAAUUUCUUAAGUAGGGAUAAUCCAGACCUAGGAACGGCUUUUGUAAAGUUUUCCACUCUAACUAAAGAAUUGUCAACGCUGCUGAAAAAUCUGCUCCAAGGUUUGAGCCACAAUGUCAUCUUCACAUUAGAUUCCCUUUUAAAGGGAGAUUUGAAAGGAGUUAAAGGGGACCUUAAAAAGCCUUUUGACAAAGCCUGGAAGGAUUAUGAGACGAAAUUUACAAAAAUUGAAAAGGAAAAACGGGAACAUGCAAAACAACAUGGGAUGAUACGAACAGAGAUCACAGGGGCAGAGAUAGCAGAAGAAAUGGAAAAAGAAAGGCGACUAUUUCAGCUCCAGAUGUGUGAAUAUCUCAUUAAGGUUAAUGAAAUUAAAACAAAAAAAGGUGUGGACCUUCUACAGAAUCUUAUUAAAUAUUAUCAUGCACAGUGCAAUUUCUUCCAAGAUGGCUUGAAAACAGCUGAUAAACUGAAACAGUAUAUUGAAAAAUUGGCUGCUGAUUUAUAUAAUAUAAAGCAGACACAGGAUGAAGAAAAGAAGCAGCUCACUGCACUCAGAGACUUGAUAAAAUCCUCACUACAGCUUGAUCAGAAGGAGUCUAGGAGAGAUUCGCAGAGCAGGCAAGGAGGCUACAGCAUGCAUCAGCUUCAGGGAAAUAAGGAAUAUGGCAGUGAGAAGAAAGGAUAUCUUUUAAAGAAAAGUGACGGGCUAAGAAAAGUAUGGCAAAGAAGAAAAUGCACUGUCAAAAAUGGCAUUCUGACAAUAUCACAUGCAACUUCAAACAGGCAGCCUGCCAAACUGAAUCUACUAACUUGCCAGGUGAAACCAAACGCCGAAGACAAGAAAUCAUUCGACCUGAUAUCACAUAACAGAACAUACCACUUUCAAGCUGAGGAUGAGCAAGACUACGUAGCAUGGAUAUCCGUACUGACCAACAGCAAGGAAGAAGCUUUAAAUAUGGCAUUCCGUGGAGAGCAAAGUGCAGGCGAGAAUAGUUUAGAGGAUCUUACAAAAGCCAUUAUUGAUGACAUACAGAGAUUACCUGGAAACGACGUCUGCUGUGAUUGUGGAUCAUUAGAUCCAACAUGGCUUUCAACUAACCUGGGCAUUUUAACCUGUAUAGAGUGUUCUGGAAUUCACAGGGAAAUGGGUGUUCAUAUUUCUCGAAUCCAGUCUUUAGAGCUAGACAAAUUAGGAACGUCUGAACUCUUGCUGGCCAAGAAUAUAGGAAACAAUAGUUUUAAUGACAUUAUGGAGGGGAAUUUACCAAGUCCUUCUCCAAAACCUACUCCAUCAAGUGAUAUGACUGCACGUAAAGAAUUUAUUACUGCUAAGUAUGUAGAUCACAAGUUCUCCAGAAAGACCUGUGCAUCUGCAGCAGCUAAAUUGAAUGAACUACUUGAGGCUAUUAAAUCCAGGGAUUUACUUGCACUAAUACAAGUCUAUGCAGAAGGGGUAGAGCUAAUGGAGCCACUGCUGGAGCCUGGACAGGAGCCAGGUGAAACUGCCCUUCAUGUAGCAGUCCGGUCAGCUGACCAGACCUCACUCCAUCUGGUUGACUUCCUUGUACAAAACUGUGGUAACCUGGAUAAACAGACGGCAUUGGGAAAUACAGUUCUGCACUACUGCAGUAUAUAUAAUAAGCCUGAAUGUUUGAAACUGCUUUUGAAGGGCAAGCCAACUAUUGAUAUAGUAAACCAAACUGGAGAGACACCUCUGGAUGCGGCAAAGCGAUUGAAAACGACUCAGUGUGAAGACUUGCUUUCUCAGGCCAAAGCCGGAAAGCUAAACCCACAUGUACAUGUAGAGUAUGAGUGGAAUCUUCGGCAGGAAGAAAUUGAUGAAAGUGAUGAUGACUUGGAUGACAAGCCUAGUCCGAUAAAGAAAGAACGCUCUCCAAGACCCCAAAGCUUCUGCCACUCUUCUAGUAUUUCUCCCCAAGACAAAAUGGCUCUUCCUGGUCUCAGCACUCCAAGAGACAAACAAAGACUCUCCUAUGGAGCUUUUCCCAAUCAGAUUUUUGUCUCUGCAAGCAUGGACUCGGCAACUUCCCCCACUGCGGCAGAUGCCCCUCCACUUCCUCCCAGAAAUGCUGGCAAAGGUGCGUCUGGCCCACCUUCAACCCUCCCUUUAGGCACUCAAACCACUAGCGGCAGCUCCACCCUGUCUAAGAAGAGGCCCCCUCCCCCACCCCCUGGACACAAAAGAACCCUCUCUGACCCACCAAGCCCACUACCUCAUGGACCCCAGAAUAAGGGCCAAAUUCCUUGGGGUAAUGAUUUGGGUCCCCCAGCAACUAAGGCUGCAAACAAGUUUGAAGGGAUGUCUCAACAGUCAGGCACCAGUACUGCUAAGACUGCACUGGGCCCAAGAGUUCUUCCCAAACUACCUCAAAAAGUGGCACUAAGAAAAAUAGAAACCAUUCAUCUUCCUUCAAUCGAUAAGUCCUCUCAUUUGGAAAUCUUCCAGAAGUCAGCAUCGCUUUCUAUUGAUCUACCACAGAGACCCCAACCAGGAGACUUGCCCCCAAAGCCGCAGCCUGUGGAGCUCCCCCAGAAACCUCAGAUUGGAGACUUACCCCCCAAACCAGGAGAACUGCCUCCGAAACCUCAGCUAGGCGAUCUGCCGCCAAAACCACAGUUAGCAGAUUUACCCCCCAAGCCACAAGUGAAGGACCUUCCUCCAAAACCUCAGCUGGGAGAUACUUUGGCUAAGAUUCAAGGUGGAGAAGUAUCACCAAAGCCUCAGCCCUUGGAGGUAAAUCAAAAAUCUCAUUCUGUGGAUCUUUCUCCAAAGGUACAGUCUAGAGAGACCAUCCAAAAGCAAGCAUCAGAAGACUCCAAUGAUGUAACACAUGCAUUGCCAGAGACCCCAGUGCCACUCCCUAGAAAGAUAAACACGGGGAAGAACAAAGUUAGGAGAGUGAAGACAAUCUAUGAUUGCCAAGCAGACAAUGAUGACGAGCUUACAUUUGUUGAAGGAGAAAUUAUCAUUGUAACUGGUGAAGAGGACCAAGAGUGGUGGAUCGGCCACAUUGAAGGACAGCCAGAGAGAAAAGGGGUCUUCCCGGUAUCCUUUGUCCACAUUUUGUCUGAUUAAGUUGAAUUGGAAACUGGAGCGUUGCACCUCCUUCCUGUAAGACGGACUUUUUAGCAUGAAGCAAACAGCUGCUGCCUCCCUGUAAUUCCGUGCACAAUUGUGGAUAUAUCUGUAUAUAUAUAUAAUGGCUGUUACAGAACGAGAACUCGUUUGUGGCCCGCCCUGUGAGGUGACUUACCCUCGUCUUGUAAAUAGACGGUGUUCCUCUGCCUUUGCCAGUAUUACGGUAGCCUUGGAACCUGGCCCACCUUCUCGGGCUUGCUAAAGCCAUCCUCGGCAUCAAGCACUUACAUCUCUUUGUCUGUUCGUAUGGAUGGACCUACCAGCUCUUUAAAAUAUGGUCGGUCUCAUUCCGUUCUGUUUAGCUGUACAGAAAUCGCCAUUCCAAGUAAACCAGUAUUCUUUUAGAAACAGACCCAUAGCGGAGAAUUUAGAUUCAGUUUUCAGAAUGAACUGCUUUGGCUCAUUUCCAGCCCAGUUUACAGCUACCAAUGUACCCAAUCUACAGCUUGUGAAAUCCACUUCCUCAGUAUUUGUUGAAAGUGUUCAAUGUAUGCAUCAAGCAAAAGAAAUAUUCACUGACGCUACAGAUGAAACAGUAGUAAUUUACAGAGUGUGUGUGAACAGCAUUUUCAUGUUUGUAUUAUAUAGUUGCAGUAUCUCCCUUAUGAUAUUUACCUCACUUAACACCAUCUGUAAGUGUUUAAUUAAAACAAAAGAACUUGUAUCUAAUGAAGGAGAGCAUCAGGGACUUUUGGCUGGAGAUUUCCUUUCACUGAACCAGGGACAUGCAAGAAAAAUAGUCUGUUUAUGAAUUCAGAUCUUUCCUUGCAAUCUGCAUUCAUGCAGGAAUGUUAUAUUAGCCCUUAACAUUGAGCAAUACGACUUUGGGAUACUUUGGUUGAUCGAAAGAUGAGCUGAUGCAUUUGUUUCUAACUAAUUGGCUUCCCUACCCAAUAAUUUGGCUGUAGGGAUUUAAGAAGGUUCCCCCCCCCCCUUCCCCAAUAAUCUUUUACUCAUUGGAGGAUAUUAAUUUGUGAUGUUCACUUAGUCUAAUAGUCUGGGGAAACAGAAACAGUUAAAUGGUUUUGGAAAUGAAAGUGAAAUAUAACCUUUCCUGCAAAUUGGCAGCUGUUAAUUAGAGAAACCAGAGAGCAAUAUGUCAUUGGGGAGUUACAGUUUACUAAAUCCUAAUUAUGUUUCAGGGUUGAGCUCUGAGGAUCCGCCAACAAUCAUGGAACCACAAAGUUGGUUCGUUUUGACCUGUGGUGGCUUGAUAGUUAUAAAAUUUUAUUACUUGCAGCUUCUGCCCUUUCUUUAUCCUAAUCAAGACUCUUAAUAUAUUAAGGAUGUAUUCGUUUCCAGUAGGCUAUCACUUAUUUAUUGUUGUUCAGUCUGAUGUUUGAUCAUAACCCAAGCUGAAUGCUGUCUUUUGGUUUAUGAUCAACAGGAGCGGCUUGUUGUGCGACUCCCAUGUGUCCUGCUGGGUUCACCUAGCAAUAUAACAUUGCUUGAAGGCAAUAUUACUUUGGCAACAGUCCAUCUUCCCCCCCCCUUUUAUACUUUGAAACUGAUUCUGUCUGUGAUUCCGCGUCAAAGUGUUUCCCGUCACUAAAGCACAAGUUCAGAUUAAUCUUUCCAAGGCUUUUCGCUUUUGACAUCUUACAAACCUGUACUCAGUGAAUAUUUAUUUUUAUUUAAAUGGUUAACAUGCAAAAAAUAAAUAAUCAAUUUAAAGAAGUCGUGCAUGAAGAAUAGCAAAAAAAUAUUUAUCAGACAUUAUUGGAAAUCGGUGUUUUUUUAAACAAACAAACAAAAAACCCCACAAUUGCUUCCUCCAUCUCACGACACAUUUUGUUGAAAGAGAUUAAGCGUGGCAAACGAGAGAAUGAGCCAACUGGCGUCGCCUCUGCAGUGUUACCAGUGUCAGUGUUUUCCAGACUCCUGCUGUUUAUACAAAAGCCAGAACUCAAAUGACUUCGCAUUCCAUGUUGCUUCAGAUGCAUUAAAAGGACAAAACUGAUCUACCGUUUCUUUUUCGUCAAGUGUAUUUUACAACGAUUUCAAAAUCCGCCGUUAAAAAAAACGAAGGCAAAACCGCAUAAAGAAGAUUGAGAUGUGUAAAAUGAUGUAGAGUCAAAUGUCUAUUAUUUUGUAUGCUUUUUGAAGUAGUAUAAUAUGAAUUUUUUCUAAAAAAAUAAUAAUAAUAAUAAUAAAAGAACAAGAGCUGACUAUUCUGGGUGAUUUGAGAGUCCAUAGGAGAAUUUAAAAAAAUAAUGUAUGAUAUAUAGGUUGAGUUUUAAGUACGCGAUCAUGUUUGAACUCAGAAGAGCCACUAUCUGCAAUUUUGUACAUGGCGUAUUUGGGAAGGCUGUUUGGGUUUUUUUUUUCCCCCCGUCCCCCGGAAGAGGGAAGUAUGUUCUGCAAAAGGUGCGUCGUUUUACUGUUGAACAGCAAUGGCUAUUUAUUUUUUUAUGACCCAAUGCUUCAACGUGGAUAGAAGGCAGAUCUGGUAGUCCCACUUAGUUAGAAACUGAAGACUCCUUUGAAUGUCGCAGUCCUCAUUACAACCAGUACACCCGUCUCCUCACAUGUGUUUAAUGUGACAGUUUGAGUACUGUAUGUGUUAAUUUCUACUUUUUUUAAUAUUUAAAAUUGCUUUUAAAUAAAUGUAUUCAGUUG
Gekko japonicus is the source of this 6163-nucleotide messenger RNA. RefSeq names its product ArfGAP with SH3 domain, ankyrin repeat and PH domain 1 (gene ASAP1). Gene Ontology annotation, cellular component: cytoplasm. The transcript has 31 exons. Gene Ontology annotation, biological process: positive regulation of GTPase activity. Gene Ontology annotation, molecular function: protein binding; GTPase activator activity. NCBI's taxonomy places the organism in Eukaryota, Metazoa, Chordata, Lepidosauria, Squamata, Gekkonidae. Bases 68 to 3481 code for a protein of 1137 amino acids. The record is from RefSeq and is a predicted model, not a curated record.